Messenger RNA from Podarcis raffonei (Aeolian wall lizard), 972 nucleotides. RefSeq names its product synaptogyrin 4 (gene SYNGR4). The record is from RefSeq and is a predicted model, not a curated record. Bases 238 to 927 code for a protein of 229 amino acids. Gene Ontology annotation, cellular component: synaptic vesicle membrane; neuromuscular junction. The transcript has 5 exons. Lineage: Eukaryota; Metazoa; Chordata; Lepidosauria; Squamata; Lacertidae.
CGCCCCGCCCUAUAUCAACCGUUCUUUUCCAACUGCCUUGCUGAGGCGGCGGCUGUCCGACCAGUCAGGCUUCGAGUUCGCUCACACGCUCUAUUUGCUUUCCCCACCCUACGUGCGCGGGGACGCAAAAGGCGGGAAAAUAACCUCCAAGUCUAAGGGAGUUUCUGAAGGGGUGGGAGGUGAGGAAGAAGCUCUCAAAAUCCAUCUUUGUUCUAGUGACAAAAAGGAAACUACACAAUGAGGAAAGUGAUUACAACUUUGCGGGAAUUCUCAGACCAUGACCUGGUGCACUUCUUCAUAAGACCUCAGAUCAUUGCUCGGAUGCUGGCAGGGGUUUUAUCCCUGACUAUCUUUGCCUCCUUGGUGACGGAAGGUUAUCAGAACCUGACAAAUUCUUCCCAACUACACUGUGUUUUGAAUGAUAAUGGGACAGCCUGCUGCUACGGCAUCACAGUUGGCAUACUCACCUUCCUCCAUUGUCUUCUCUUUUUGGGUUUUGAUGUCUAUGAACCUUCCAUUACAACUCACAAAUUCAAAUAUACCAUCCUUGUCCUGGAUGUCACCUUCUCCAUUAUCUGGACAUGCCUGUGGUUUGUUGGGUUCUGCUUCCUAGCCAAUCAGUGGAUCAGAUCGACAAGCCACUACCUGCUGGGAACUGGUGCUGCCCGAACCAGCAUCACCUUUGCCGUCCUCUCCGUUCCAUGCUGGGUGUACCUGGCCUAUGUGGCUCUGAAAAACCUGCAGGCUGAGCCACCUGUUCCUUACAAGCGGACCUUGGAUGAAGGAUCUGUUGCAUUGACCACCCUUUCAUCUUCCACUAGCACUUCCCUUCCAAACAAUAUGGGUUACCCUGAAAAUGUGGGUGUAGCCUCCUACCCAUCCACUCCUGUACCCCACCGGCUGACAUUAAUGAAUACUGAUGACUAGGCAAUUAUUAAUUUCACAGUAAAUAAAAAGGGGAUAGAAAGAGAA